AUGGACGAUGACGAAGAGGACGUGAAUGACGAGGAACAGGGUGAUGAGGAGAAUGAAGCCGAUUUACUGAAUUUGAAUGAUGAAGAUCUCAAAGAUUUGGAACGUGAAAUGGAUGAGUUACGUCAGGAAGAAGAUGAAGAGGAAGCAGAACAAAGUGAUAAACCCCGUAAGAAGUAUCCUAAAUCGGCUGUUGACGAUAAGUUCUUUAGUCUUGCUGAAAUGGCUGCUUUUCUUGACGAACAGGAUCGUAUGGAGGGAACUGGUCCAAGCGUAUUGGACAGUGUUGACGAUUCUGAGACGGCACCAGCUGAUUAUCGUUAUGAAGACUUUUUCGGUCGUGAAGACACAAUCGAAGAGAGUGAGUCAGCGAAUCAGAAAGAGCGAAAGAAGAAGCGCAAUGUUGCUGAGAAGGAAUCGCGUAAGAAGAAGUCCGUACGAUUUGCAAUGGAUGAGGAACAGGCGGAGAAGGAAGUAGAAAACGAUGAGUCAGUACAUGAAGACGACAAUGAAACCGAACAAGGACCGGUACUACUAGGUGAACAGGAGGAAGCGGAACAACCUCAAACUAGUCUCAAGAAAAGUCUGAAACGGUUGAAACAAACGAUAGCCAAAUUGGAGCAAGAAAAUCUCGCACCACGGUCAUGGCAAUUGAGCGGUGAAGUCACGGCUCAACAACGUGAAGAAAACGAAUUGCUCGAAACGCACGUACAAUUUGAUCACGGCGCUAAGAAAGCACCCGAGAUAACAGAAGUGUUCACGGAAAAGUUGGAAGAUUUAAUCAAACAGCGCAUCAAAGAUAAGGCGUUUGAUGAUGUUGUUCGUAAGAAGCGAGUGGAAGAGCGCACUGAACCGUACAGGAAUCAAGCGAUAGAGGAACAGGAAAUUGUUAAAACUUCACUAGCAGAGGUUUAUGAGAAGGAGUACCAGAAAGCGGCUGGGGAAGCUGCUGCGCCUAAUACAGUGAACGAAGAGCAUGUUGCUAUAGAGAAACGAAUGCGUGAACUCUUUCGACUUAUUGAUGCGUUGUCCAACUUUGACUACACUCCCCCUGAAAAAGAUGGUACACACAUUGUGCAGUCGGAUCCAUCAGCAGAGGUUGUGGAAAUGUUCGCAUCAUCCAUCGGUGCCAGAUCGCAAUCAGCGCGCACUUACUUGGAGAGGCACUUGGACAAAUUUAGGGAAGCUAGUGCCGAUGAUUUAAUUCGACAUGCUCUUCUGGCUCUGAGAGACACCUUGCCUGCGGAGGAGAAUUUGACGAGUCAGGUACGGAGUUGUGUAGUACUCUGA
Cooperia oncophora is the source of this 1287-nucleotide messenger RNA. NCBI's taxonomy places the organism in Eukaryota, Metazoa, Nematoda, Chromadorea, Rhabditida, Trichostrongylidae. The record is from the annotation of a GenBank genome assembly.